Mus musculus (house mouse) is the source of this 7895-nucleotide messenger RNA. RefSeq names its product ring finger protein 130 (gene Rnf130). The coding region runs from base 71 to 1330 and encodes 419 amino acids. The transcript has 8 exons. Gene Ontology annotation, cellular component: membrane; cytoplasm. NCBI's taxonomy places the organism in Eukaryota, Metazoa, Chordata, Mammalia, Rodentia, Muridae. The record is from RefSeq and is marked validated. Gene Ontology annotation, biological process: protein ubiquitination. Gene Ontology annotation, molecular function: ubiquitin protein ligase activity.
GCCCCGCCUCUCAGCACCGGCCCCGGAGCCCGGUCCGCGAGCGGCGGCGGCGGCGGCGGCCGGAGGGACCAUGAGCGGCGCGGCGCGAGCGGGCCCGGCCCGGCUCGCGGCGCUGGCCCUGCUGACUUGCAGCCUGUGGCCGACGCGAGCGGACAACGCGAGCCAGGAGUACUACACGGCGCUCAUCAACGUGACGGUGCAGGAGCCCGGCCGCGGCACCCCGCUCACGUUCCGCAUCGACCGCGGGCGCUACGGGCUCGACUCACCCAAGGCCGAGGUCCGCGGCCAGGUGCUGGCACCGCUGCCCAUCCACGGAGUUGCUGAUCAUCUGGGCUGUGAUCCUCAAACACGGUUCUUUGUCCCUCCUAAUAUCAAACAGUGGAUCGCCUUGCUACAAAGAGGAAAUUGCACCUUUAAAGAGAAAAUAUCACGGGCUGCUUUUCACAAUGCGGUUGCUGUAGUCAUCUACAAUAAUAAAUCCAAAGAGGAGCCGGUCACCAUGACUCAUCCAGGCACGGGAGAUAUUAUUGCUGUCAUGAUAACAGAAUUGAGGGGUAAGGAUAUUUUGAGUUAUCUGGAGAAAAACAUCUCUGUACAAAUGACAAUAGCUGUUGGAACUCGAAUGCCGCCAAAGAACUUCAGCCGUGGCUCUCUAGUCUUCGUGUCAAUCUCCUUUAUUGUUUUGAUGAUUAUUUCUUCAGCGUGGCUCAUAUUCUACUUCAUUCAGAAGAUCAGGUACACAAAUGCUCGGGACAGGAACCAGCGUCGUCUUGGAGACGCAGCCAAGAAAGCCAUCAGUAAAUUGACAACUAGAACGGUGAAAAAGGGCGAUAAGGAAACAGACCCAGACUUCGAUCACUGUGCAGUCUGCAUAGAAAGCUAUAAGCAGAAUGAUGUUGUUCGGGUUCUCCCCUGCAAGCAUGUUUUCCACAAAUCCUGUGUGGAUCCCUGGCUCAGUGAACACUGUACCUGUCCUAUGUGCAAACUUAAUAUUUUGAAAGCCCUAGGAAUUGUGCCAAAUCUGCCAUGUACUGAUAAUGUAGCCUUUGAUAUGGAAAGGCUGACCAGAACCCAAGCGGUUAACCGGAGAGCAGCCCUUGGUGACCUUGCCGGUGACAGUUCCCUUGGCCUUGAGCCACUGAGAACUUCGGGGAUAUCGCCUCUUCCUCAAGAUGGGGAGCUCACUCCUCGCACGGGUGAAAUCAACAUUGCAGUAACAAGUGGGCACGUCUUUCACCAGAACUCCCUGUCGCCACGCAGCCUGGUGUAUGAAAGUGAAUUCUCCACAAUUGAACCUUCUUUGGACAUGUAUGAUGAGAACAAAACCUGAUUUUUUUAAAAAGUGGGUUAUUGGGGGUCUCUCCUUUUGAGAUUUGAUUUAUGGUCACCUUUCUUACUUUGUAUUCCUCUGUCAUCGUCCAUCUGGGAAGAAUGGCAGUACCUCUGGGCACAAGUUGGGGUUCAGGGUUAAAUUACAGUGUUCCCCCAAGGUGAGGUUUGAUGGCAGCAUUAUUGCGCGAGUGAGCCUCGUGGUACCACCCAGAGCUGACCACUGAGCAUGGGCACCUCAGGAGCCUUGCUGUUUCCAGAGAAGAGGUGGGGCCAGCGGUUAAUGGUGCGUUUGUUGCAAAUGUGUCCGUGUCCCCAAAUAAUCGCACGCUGUUCUGUGUCGGGUUGGCAUGGGGGUUUUGUAAAAUACAUUUUGUGGUCCUCACAUGCACAGGAAAGCCUGCAGAUGAACAGUCCCACCAGUGCAGAGUAUGAGUCACGGCUCCUCCCCCCGCUUCCCUUUGUCCUCAGUCUCUUACUGUAUGUUCUGGUAAAAGGCCUCUUCCCAUAGAGAGUCCUUCAGGAGACGCUUCACCUUCCUUUCUCCCUGUGAGACUCCGACCUCCUGUUGUCCUCCAGAGCUGGGAGGACACAGGCCAUGGGGCCCAGAGUCUGCCGUCACAGGAUCAGUCAUCUGCUUUGUCCCUUUCCUGCAUCUGUGAUGGGCAUGACAUAAGAUGACAAGGAUUUACAUAGGCACUGGACAUGGGAGGCAUCUGUCCCUGCUGUCUGUGGUAUCUAUGGGGAGGUGACACCAGGAGUCUAGCACAAUGACCGCACAGUAUCGAUAAGGUUAACAGUCAUCAACACCAAAAUAAUUUUGAAUGUUUUAUUGGGAAGUGCAAACCAACAUCCUACUAUUAAAUACCAAAUGGGGCCUCCUCCUUCUCCAUCUUGAUUGUCCAAUCCAGUGCCAUCCUGCCAGCCUCAGCACCAACAUGAAAGAAACACUGGAGCGCUGGCAACCAGACUUACAGAAGAGGAUGCUGUGGCCAGCAUGGUGGACACUGGGGACAUGUGUGCUCUUCCCACACAUCCAGAAUGACAUCAAGUUAACAGAUGAGGAACUUGUGGGACCAGGAUCAGCAGAACACCUCCUUUCUGCAGAAGUUUGUGCCACGGUCAGCCUGCUUCUCAUCAGAGCUGGGAAGAUGUCCAGACCCUUGUUAGGAGAACGCAACACUAGUGUCUAGCCGUGUGCGUGACAACACGACAGACGGAGGGGGACAGGCUCCCAUCAUGACACUUUUAUUGGCUCUAUGGGUCAUAAGUUUGAGGCACAUACAUUUCAUCUUCCCACGUGUGGCUUCUUCUCUGUCACAGCAUCUUGUAACAUCCCUCAAGAUCCUAAGAUGCCUCAGGUGCCCCUGUUCCUGAAGCAGACCCUCAGAGAGCCUGAGUGCUGACAGCCUGUGAGAACGUGGUGGCAGGGUGAGCCCCCGCGCUUGGCUUGAGGACUCGAGGCUGGACCGACAUCUAAGGUCUUACCUGCUUUCACUUUUACUGCUUACCAAGGGCUUUUGUCUUUCUUUUUUAUAGUCUUUGUACUAUAAAAAUAUUUUUGAUAAAGUUUCAAUAGAUUAUCGUUCUGAAAGACAGGUUCUCAGUGAGAGCAUUUCAACAGGAGACUAGACUCCCAGGGUCACAGGCUCAGGUGGAAGUGUUUGGUGUGGCGGACCAGAUGGAUGCUGGAAUUGCCAUGUUGUCUGAAGCCCGGCCUUGUCUUCUCCAUAACCAAAACUCAAAUCCCAGCUAAUCAUUUUCUUCAUGUCUAAUCUGUCUUAUAAAGGCAUAUACAUUAAGUUACAGUCUAGACAGUUACUUUACUGAAAAAAAAAAACAGAAUUGUUUGGGGAAAAAAAUUAAAUUGAGUCCUCUAAAAUCUACUGAGACAGUGUUUGAAUCCCUGGAAAAACUGGGACACGUGGUCACUGUAGAACAGCCAAGGAGGCAGUUCCUGUGAAGGGAUUCACUCAGAAUAGCUCUCCAGAUAUCCAAGUUGACCCCCUUCUCCUGAAAAUUGGGGCCACCUUCAACUCAGAUCCAGAUGUCCUGUCUUUGUCCGGAAGGUCAUUGGCGUCUUUGUUGGGGGCCAUGUGCUCUGGGAGUACAGAGGAUAGCAGCUUCCUUCCAGGAGCUAUGAUAAGGGGACAUGCCACGGAGUCACCCUGGAUACCCAGGUGGAGCUGGGUGCCAGCCAUUACUGGCUUAUGCCAUAGAGCACAUGCCUAUCAGGAUCUACAGACACAGGCAGCAUCAGCUGUGAACUAGGCUGCAGCAGCUUGAAUACAGAGGUUUAAGCCUUUGAGAUAUUUAGCUUCCUUGUGGAGGGGCCACUCUGGUCCCAUUACUUCAGGGAGAAAGGACAGCUGACUGGCCUGGACAUCCAGGUAUAAAGUCCCCAGAGUGUCUCCAGAAGUAAUGAAUGUAUCCAUCCAGGGUCCCACCUUUGUUCCCCUCUUGGGAAAGCCAGGCUCUACCAUCAAGAGUUUAAAACUCCCAAGGCCCACUAAGCCUUGCUUUUGAAUCAGCCUCCAUCUCCUGGACCUUCUGGUUGUUCCCUCGUAAGACACAUCCCUGAAAGCCAAUCCAUCAUGAAGCUGAGCCUCUACUUCUCAUCUGCUCUGAGGCACGAGAGACUGAGAUGCCAAAAUAUGUGGUCAGAAAGGCAUUAAAGCAAAGGUUGCUGACCCUGACUUACUAACUGGCUUGUCUGGUGGGCUUUGUAAGCCUUCCUGCUCUUCCUGCCCUUCACCUCCAUGUUCUCCCUCGUCUAUGCACUAAAUGACACGAAACUGAGGGGGGAAAGCCACUGUCCCUUUGCUGUUCACCUUCGCUCUGGGGGGUCCUUGUCCUGCUGCAAGAAAACAAGACUGUGAUUUCACAUCAGGGGUCUUCCUAACAAGGGCUCACUGCUCAUAAAUGUCAAGAAAGUAAACGGCUGAACUUAAAACUGGCAUUUCGAAGGGAAAGGCAAGACUGUGGGGUCAGUUUUGUCACCAGCCCUUUUUGUCUUUUUCUUUUUUGGUUUUCAAAAUGGGGAUUUUCUGUGUAGCCCUGGCUGCCCUAGGACUCACUCUGUAGACCAGGCUGGCCUCAAACUCAGAGAUCCACCUGCCUCUGCUUCCCAAGUGCUGGUUUGAAAAGCAUGUGCCCCCCACACCUAGCCUGUUGACCGUCUUUUUAUAAAGUUCUCACUGUGUAUCUGACUGGUGCACCCGGAGUGAAGACAGAGUAGUCAUGAAGACUUGAGAGGCUGGGGGUGCAUCUCGGCACUCAAGCCCUUCAGUGGUUGGGCAUAUUUGACUGUCCUGGAAACUGGCAUGUUGGCAGCACUCUGCGGAGGGAGAGCAGGUGAGAUGAGGGUGAGCCUCAAGGGGACAGUUCCCUGGGCACGGGUGGAAGGGAAGAGUGCAGCCUACCAAGUCUGGGUAGAGACGGGUCAUGAGGAGCAACAGGAGUAAGGCAGGUUCCUUGGGCUGAAGUCACCAUCUCCGCUUCUGGGCCCAGGGAAGCUCUAGGGUCUGUUUGGGAAAAGAACACUAUAAGCUGCAGGCUGUGUGAGAGGCAGAAGGCAGAUGGGCCCUGCUGGGGCUGGUAUCCUAGCGGUUGGCUUGGGACCAAGGGACCCCAGACUGAGCUGACUAAACGUAGGAAAAAGGAAUGAGUGAGCUGUGAGAUAGAAGUAGAAGGUAGAUUUCUAACCUCGGUGAUUGAGUGAAUAUUAACAGGACCCAGCCCCAGUGAUGUCUGCCGGAUCCCACAUCCUGAGAGGCCCUGCGUCUUCCCCUCCCCAGCCCUGUGAGAGGUGUGUGCACUGGGCGCGCAUGCACACCCUGACAGAAGUAGAUGCUCAGUGCCAAUGAUGGUGCCAGCCAGAGAGAAACUGGGCUAGGUACCACUGACUGGGAUGUACAGCACACAGAAAAGGCUAUUGGAGACUCUGAUGUAGAGAAAUGAUUGUGCGAGGUUUCCCCACUCAAGAAAGGUGGGCCUGGCAGCUCUCAUCCUCCAGUGUUCAGAAUGGGAGGGCUGUGCCCUUAAACUCAGAGGCAGCGUGAGGAGGUGAGAAUAAGGAAUCAUUCACACAGGGCGACUGUCUUGAUACCCACAGCUUAAAACAAGCACCUUUCCAUGCAGAUCCACUCAGUGCUUACAAACAGUCCAUGGGGUUUGAGCCCUGUGGGUGCAUCAUUUUUAACCUGUCUGGAAAGAGGGAAUUGUUUAAGAUGCUUAGAUGUGGUUGAGAUUACGGCCAGACUCUGAAAGAUGGCUUACAAGCUGUAAGUGUGGUGUCAGAAAAGGACCAGAAGGAAUGCUGGGACUGAGGUGCCUGUGUUAGGACCUUGCUUGCCUGGUGUUCCUGGAAACAGCAGGGGAAAGCAAAGUAGUUGGGAAAGCUGCUCUUGCAGACUCCUUGUAUCUAUCUGGCUGGCUGUCCCCUCGGCUCUCUGCAGAUUCCAGUAUUUACAGGUCACAUCAGCCUCCUAAAGCCUGAGCGUGAGGGCUGAAGUUUGUGGUCAGGAAGCCCCUUUGUAGCCAAGGAACUCCUGGGCUCUGGCAGGGUUGGUGGGCUCCUCCCUUCUUUAUGGGUAUUCCCAGAAAGCUGACCUUUGAUGAGGACAGGCCAGGUGAGCCCUGGGAUAAAAACAGUCACCUGUGUUUUCCAGAGCUGUGACCCCCAUCAGUCUGUAGUGACCACAGAGGCAGAGAGAGCUGUCAGCCUUGGCUGCUAAAAGGGUGACAUUUCUACAUUACAGACACGGUUCUGAGGACCCUAAUGCGGCCCUGUGGAAGCUGCUCCUCCUGUGAUUAUCCUCCUGCAGUCCUCCUAGGCUCGAUACACUUUCCUCCCCGCUUUCUUCACUCUGACUUGGGGAAGGAAGAAGAAACACGGCAAAGGGCAGAACAGCCGUUAAACUCUGUGCAACCCAAGCAUUGAGAUUCCAGGAGUAUUCAUGGCCUCCAGAGUAACUUAGGCCUCCACCCUGGGAUCCAUUGGGCCCCUCCUAUUGACUCUUUAAGACAGGCUUGAGGUGGCCAGGACCCCAUUCCACAGCCUAAAAGUAGAAUCUUUCUCAGGCCUUGGUGGAGCCCUCACCCAGCCGUUAGCACCUCCCUCACAUCCUCACUCCUCUCCCGAGGAAAGGCUGAACACCAAGCAGCGUCCCCCCCUGUGGUGGCCCUCCAUCUCCUUACCUUCCAGCAUCCCCAAAACAUUUGAUGCUGACAUAUGUCAUUUCUCUCCAUCUCAACUCCACUUUCUGAGCAGGUACAUGCACCUGGAAGGAACAUGUUGGCCACCCACAAGCCCACAGCUGCCAUCUUAGACCCUCCUCCCAGACUGGCAACAGUUAACAUUGUACUGAGCUACAUUUUUACAAAUUUAACCCAACAGAAAGUGGAUUCUAACCUGCUUUUGGAAUUAUCCUUCAUCCACAAAUAAGUCUAAAUGUAUUUGCAUUAUGAUAUUAAUGGACUUUUCUAAUGACUGGAAGGUACUAAACCAAGAUAUUUGUUCUUAAAAAAAAACCAAAAAAACAACAUGUGGGAGGGUGUAACAUCACAACUCAUAUUUUUUCCUUUAGGUAAGCAAGCUGCCCCUGCCAACUGCCACCCAUGCUUUAUGCCUCCAUCAGUAGGUUUGGCCUGGUUCUACACCUAGACCUUUUAGGGGCAGCCACAGCACAUGCCACCUCCCUGACAGCCCUGGCUGGCUUGCUGACCCAGCUAGAAUACAGCUCUCUUGUCUGGUACUUGGGGUGGAAUCUGGUAUCUUCAGCCUAGCAUGGGAAGUAAGAUAGACUCUUGAGUGGCCAUACCUCACCCAAGUAAACUGCACCAAUGUUGUUUACGGGGACAGAAAAGAGUCCAAGCUGAGAGGAGAUGUGGGCGUAAGGUGGGGAAAACCAUUGCCCCCUAGACAUGCCACUUCGGUAAGAGAGAAAUCAGUUUAAAUUCUAGGCCCCAUGUGUCGCAGUUGUUUUUGACCCUCAGUAGCUUUUACAGACACUCGUAGAAAACACUGAAGUCACCCCUUUCAUAUCUGGAUCAUUCAAAGAGCCCCACUCACUCCAGGUUCCUGUUGACUAUGCACAACAUUUCAGCAGACAGCAUACAAAACUAUUUUUCUAACCUAAGCACAGGUAACUUGGGGUGAGGAAGCUCAGAACAUGCCUUAGGCAGACGGCAAGGUGGGACACCUGGAGGGAUGAGAGGGACGCUGUGCACUGGACUUCCUCUCACCAGUGGGUGGUUUGCGGCAGAAGGAGCACACAUCAAGUAUUCAGAUAGCAAGAGUGCUCAUUGAUGCAAUGUGCGACUUCACUGUAGGGGUUCCCCUGUCAAGAAUGCAGACAUCUUCACGUACAGUGUGAGCCGACUUCUUGACGGUCAGAUGUGUCAACCCCCUGGAAGUGGGCAGCACAACUCCUAGGUCCACAUGGUUGAUGUAAGUAUAAUUAAGUAGUGAAAUUGUCUGGCAUGAACCUCUAUGCCAAUAGUGUACACCUGUAUGUGUGGAAUUUGCUAAUAUAACCGUUUCAAUAAAACUCUGUUGAGAAAGC